This is a messenger RNA of Prunus avium (sweet cherry), 871 nucleotides long. Lineage: Eukaryota; Viridiplantae; Streptophyta; Magnoliopsida; Rosales; Rosaceae. The record is from RefSeq and is a predicted model, not a curated record.
CCACAAGCGGGAGAAGGAACUUUACCUUUGAUAGAGUAUCCCCCGUCCCCCUAAGAUCAUGCUCGAAACUAUUAGGAUGGUGAACAAUUGACCGUAGCAUAACUAGUUCAUCUUAAAGAUUGACUUUUUAGAACCCUUUUACGCGAUUAAUGAUCAUAGUUAUUCAAGAGCUAAUCGCGUGAAAUAAAUAUUAUAAAUUAUAUUUUAUUUGAUAAAUGAUGUGCAGAAACUCUUUACUUUAGGAUCACCCAUGCCAGGCUACUCAGUUCAACAAGUGCAUCCAUCUCAUAUAACUUUAAAAAUUCCGUAGUGACCAAAAUUGUUAGAUGCCUAAUCAUAAGCUGAUUGGAUUUUAUUUGGUUUUAGGUGAGUAUGCAAAGAAGUCAAAUAGUUCUCUUAGCAAAAAGGGGAAGAUAGCAAUUUCACUACUGGCUCCAGUGCUCCUCCUUGUAGUUUUCUUUUGGUAUUGCACGGUAAGGAGGAAGAAAAAAGGUAAACAAAGACAACAUAAGUUUGCACUUAGACUUGCUACAGGGUCAGCCUACUUGGAAGACUCUUCUGUAGAUGUUGAUGAAAUUGAUGAAAGUAGAAUAAACUCAGAUUUACCAUUCUUUGAUCUACCAACCAUAACAGCAGCCACCAACAAUUUCUCCGUCGAAAACAAGCUUGGAAAAGGCGGUUUUGGCUCAGUCUAUAAGGUACGUAUAGUUGAUUACUAGCAAUGAUGCCCGCGCGAUGCUGCGGGUUUUAAAACUGUGUAAAAUAUAUACAAAGUUAUGAAAAUAUGUAGGAAAAAUGGUACUAUUUAUAUUGACAUGGAGAUCUAAAUAGUGGUAUCUUGCUUUGUUUAGCAAGUCUAAGUAACAAAAAA